AUGCAGAUCAGCACCUCCUGGCCUCCACCCACUAUCUUUUGGAAGCUUCUCAAAGCUCCUAGAACCACAGCUGAGGAACCUCAGACUGUGAGGGACGGGGCCGAUAAAAGGUUUUCCUGUACUGAGUGUGGGAAGUGUUUCAGUUUUAAAUCCGCUCUUAGUGUGCAUAAAAGAACCCACACGGGGGCAAAGCCGUAUUCCUGUCCUGAGUGUGAGAAAUGUUUUUCAGAUAAGUCCAGUUUUUAUAACCAUCAGAGAUUACACACAGGUGAGAAGCCGUAUUCCUGUUCUGAGUGUGGAAAAUGUUUUGUACAAAAAUCACAACUCGUCACACAUCAGAGAUCUCACACAGGGGAGAAGCCAUUUUUCUGUCCUAUGUGCGGGAAAUGUUUUUCAGACAAAUCACAUCUUAACAGACAUGAGAGAGUACACAUGGGGGAAAAGCCUUUUUCCUGUACUGAGUGUGGGAAAUGUUUUGCAUACAAGUCACAUCUUAAAAGACAUGAGAGAUUGCACAUGGGAGAAAAGCCUUAUACCUGUCCUGAGUGUGGGAAAUGUUUCUCAGAAAAGUCACAUCUAUACAGACAUCAGAGAUUACAAACAGGUGAGAAACCGUUUUCCUGUUCUGAGUGUGGGAAAGGUUUUCUACAAAAAUCGGAGCUUGUGAAACAUCAAAGGUCUCACACGGGGGAAAAGCCGUAUUCCUGUCCUGAGUGCGGGAAAUGUUUUUCAGAAAAGUCACAUUUAUACAGACAUCAGAGAUCUCACACGGGUGAGAAACCGUAUUCCUGUUCUGAGUGCGGGAAAUGUUUUUUACAAAAAUCAGAGCUAGUCCCACAUCAGAGAUCUCACACAGGUGAGAAGCCGUAUUCCUGUACUGAGUGCGGGAAAUGUUUUUCACAUAAGUCCAAUCUUUCCAGACAUCAGAGAUUGCACAAUGGGUAGAACCUACUUUCAUGCCCUGAGUGAGGGAAAUGCUCCUCACUGAAGUCCUGUCUUCCUGUACAUCAGGGAUCCCACACAACCCUCAAGGUG
This is a messenger RNA of Rana temporaria (common frog), 1035 nucleotides long. RefSeq names its product gastrula zinc finger protein XlCGF17.1-like. The transcript is spliced from 2 exons. Gene Ontology annotation, biological process: regulation of transcription by RNA polymerase II. NCBI's taxonomy places the organism in Eukaryota, Metazoa, Chordata, Amphibia, Anura, Ranidae. The record is from RefSeq and is a predicted model, not a curated record. Gene Ontology annotation, molecular function: RNA polymerase II cis-regulatory region sequence-specific DNA binding; DNA-binding transcription factor activity, RNA polymerase II-specific. The coding region runs from base 1 to 945 and encodes 314 amino acids.